This is a messenger RNA of Hordeum vulgare subsp. vulgare (domesticated barley), 952 nucleotides long. Its product is annotated as pyridoxine/pyridoxamine 5'-phosphate oxidase 2. Bases 75 to 692 code for a protein of 205 amino acids. Gene Ontology annotation, molecular function: pyridoxamine phosphate oxidase activity; FMN binding. Gene Ontology annotation, biological process: pyridoxine biosynthetic process. NCBI's taxonomy places the organism in Eukaryota, Viridiplantae, Streptophyta, Magnoliopsida, Poales, Poaceae. The record is from RefSeq and is a predicted model, not a curated record. The transcript is spliced from 7 exons.
UCCGCCCCAUCUCCCCGCAGAGCAUCAAGGAAGCGACAUCCCCGGCCCAGCGGCUGCGGCGGCGACAGGUGGAGAUGGCCGGCGGUGGCGCCGCCGCGUCGGCGCUCUCGAGCCCGUGGAGGGCGCUGCUGCAGCGAGCGCUGGACGCCAACGCGCACCUCAAGCACUCCACCUUCUUCCAGCUCGCCACGGUGGGCGGCGGCGGCAGGCCGGCGAAUCGCACCGUCGUGUUCAGGGGGUUCCAAGAACACUGCGACAAGAUUCAGAUUAAUACGGAUGCGCGGAGCAACAAGGUUGGUGAGAUCAAGGAAUGGCCCCUCGGUGAGAUAUGCUGGUAUUUCACCGAUUCGUGGGAGCAAUUCCGUAUCAGCGGCAUCAUAGAUGUGAUCGAUGGUUCGAGUCCGGAUCCUGCCAAGCUCCAGCAACGAGAGAAAGCUUGGUUCGCCAGUUCAGUCAAGUCAAGGUCUCAAUACUUGGGACCUUGCCCAGGGCUCCCCGUCGCAAAUGAUGACCAUGUUAAGGAUGUCCAUCUCGAUCCAUCAGCUGGCCCAGUUGAUGCAUAUUGUCUUCUGACUCUUGAUCCAGAAAAGGUUGAUUAUGUGAACCUGAAAAGUAAUCAGAGAUUGAUGUUCACAAGAACCAAGGAAGGAGAUGAGUCCAGUGAUUGGAUGGCAGAAAAAGUUAGCCCAUGAUGGUUCCUAGAAAGGGAGAACAUACAGGUGUUAUUAGCUACCAGUAGUGUUAUUUGGGGGUUUUCCAUUGCAAGAAACUGUCUUCAUUCCUCGAUAAAUUUUCUAGCUUGUGAGAAUGCAUCUUUGGCAGAGCAUCCAUGGAUUACUUGUACUUGUAUUAACGAGUUGAGGUGUGUGCUUCACCUGCAUUACAGUCCUUCAUGAACAUACAUGAUAUCUCUAAUUGAUAUCACAAUCUUGAAUUUCAUUGGUCAGCUGUA